Anopheles coluzzii is the source of this 2104-nucleotide messenger RNA. Its product is annotated as activator of 90 kDa heat shock protein ATPase homolog 1. The transcript is spliced from 3 exons. Bases 361 to 1416 code for a protein of 351 amino acids. Gene Ontology annotation, biological process: positive regulation of ATP-dependent activity; protein folding. Gene Ontology annotation, cellular component: cytosol. Gene Ontology annotation, molecular function: protein-folding chaperone binding; ATPase activator activity. The record is from RefSeq and is a predicted model, not a curated record. NCBI's taxonomy places the organism in Eukaryota, Metazoa, Arthropoda, Insecta, Diptera, Culicidae.
UGACGGUUGCCUAACCCCAAGCAUGGAAAACCCGAAAAAUCUAGAAAAAUCUUGAAAUUUUUGCAUUCGCUCGGGCUUGUAUUUGCCAAUGAAAGCCGCUGUGAGUCGUUGUCGGAAGCAAAGUAUCGUUAAGUCUAGAAACAGCCGCUCGUCAGAUUAAACACACACUAACGACACGGGGAUUUGAGUAGCGUUAAAUUUGUCCGUGCAAAACUCACAUUUUCCUAGACAGCGAAAAGGACUGUGCAUUGUUGGUUCGCAGCGACGUUAAAAAACCACAGCAACGCUUUUACUGUAGGUCCAAUCGACUGUAAGCGACGGUUGCGGUCUUCGUGCACUACCCGAAAACAAAUAGACAAAAUGGCUAAAUGGGGCGAAGGCGAUCCACGCUGGAUUGUGGAGGAACGGCCGGAUGCGACAAAUGUCAACAAUUGGCACUGGACAGAGAAGAACGCCACACCGUGGUCGAAGGAUAAGCUAAAGGUCCUGCUGGACGGGUUUGUGAUUGCCGAAUCGGGCCUGGAAUGCACGGUAACCAAGAUCGACAAGCUGGACGGCGAGGCGACGGCCAACAACCGCAAAGGCAAGCUGAUAUUCUUCUACGAGUGGAACAUAGUGCUGCUGUGGAAGGGCCGGUACAACGAUGAGGAGGUGACGGGUAAAGUGAGCAUUCCAAACCUGUCCGAGGAGAACGAUGUGGACGAGGUGGAGCUAACUGUGUCGGUGGACAGUUCGAACCCGGCCUCGGAGAAGCUGAAGCUGUUCAUGUACAACAUCGGCCGGGACAAGCUGAGAAAGCAGCUGGAUACGUACAUCCGCGAGCUGAAGGCGGACUUUGCCAAGGGGCUGAUACUGCCGAAAAAGGACGAGAUGAACGGUACCGAGACGGCGCCGCAAAAGAAGGACAAGGAGACGGUGUAUGCGAGCGGGUUCAACAAGAAGAAGAUCGACCUCGAAACGGUGACCAGUUCGCCGGACGCGUCGAAACAGAAGAGCGUCGGGUGCAAGCUGGACUUGAAGACGCUACAGACGACUGAGAAAUUCCAGUGUCGCGCGAAUGAACUGUUCGAUGCACUUACGCGGGAGGACAUGGUGACCGCAUUCACCCGUGGCCACGUGAAACACGAGCUGUUCAAGGGAGGAGACUUCGUCUACUUUGGAGGUAACAUUUCUGGCAAGUUUGAGGAAAUUGUGCAGAACAAGAAAAUAGUUCAAACUUGGCGAUACAAACAGUGGCCUUCGGGACAUUAUUCAACCGUCACGAUGGAGUUGGAGGAAAAGGAGGACCACACAGAGCUUAAUCUGACCCAAACGAUGAUUCCGGCGGCGGAGCUCGAAACGACUAAACAGAACUGGCAACGUUACUACUGGAAUAGCAUUCGUUCUGCCUUUGGUUUCGGAAGUUUUCUUUGCUAAAAGCAUUCGAAUGCUAAAACCAAUCACCGCCACACAACACCACCACCAUAUGCACUUCUGGCUUGCUGGCUCUGUCUUGACGAACUUCUUAGCAGCUCGUGUGGAUGUAGACAUCGUAAUAUGCGGCUAACAAGCAAACAUCUCCUCCAAACAGUGCUUCUCGCUGUGGAUAUGCUAGUAAUCAUGCAAGAUCUCACAGCAUUGAUGCUUGCUUUCCCAGCAUCGAACCAUAGCUGGAAAGGAUGAAUCGACGGCACUAAUACUGUUUGCAAGUCGUAGUAGCUAGACAGCAACAGAAAAGCAAAGUGUGCGUUCCGUAUGAUUAGUAUUCAACAUUUGUUCCCAAUCAAUUAUCGCGCCGAAUGCAACAGAGCGUGUGAGUUCGGCAGUGGACAUUUUUGCAAUACAGCCAUAACGAGCAUGGGGAACUUUUGUCAGCUCUUGCGUUUUUUCGUUCGCGCAUCCAAGAAAUAGUAGGAAAGGAAGCUGCAGAAUGGUUCGUUUGAUCAUUGCUUUAAUUUAUGUUAACAGCCCAUAGCAUAGCAAAUCGAUGCUGUCCCCACUAUGAUCAGUAACAUCGAGUCGUAAGGGAAUUCGCGUGGUAUUGUGAUGCAGGGGGGCCUGCCUGUGAGGAGAUUUUACUUUCGAGUUAAUAAAAAGUAAAUGAGUAACAGUUCCAAUUGAGUAA